AUGACAAAAAGACAAGCGACUGAACAAAUCACGCGAGAAGCAUUUCACGAAGAAGUGUCUGAUGACGAUGAACAGCGCCCAGUGCAAGCAAGUUCGCUGGUCUUGGCCACGAGAAAGAUACUCAAACCAAGAAGGAAACUAGGGGACGGUAAUGGCAGUACUACAAAAUCCACGUUUCUGAUACCACUGACCUCCUCCUUCCAAUUCAAUCCAUCUACUAAAAGUGCACCAACUGCUACUCCUCUAAAGGCUAAUGACGAUGCAAACAAGAUUAGAGCAUUGAAUCUAAACUUUGUAAACAAGAUAAACGAAUUCAAUAAGGAGAAUGCUAUCGCUGAUCUUACCCCAAUUGCUGAAAAGUAUAUCAAUUACUACAAGGAAAUAAAGAGCGGAAGCGCACAGGGUGGACCAACAUCGUCAGCUCCAGCCACAGCUCCAGCAUCGAAGAACCAGGAUAAGAUUCAGGAAGACCAGUCAAGUAGCGAUAGUGAAGCCGACGAAAAAGAUCAGACGAAGGAAGUUAAAGUUGAGGGCCCAAAAUUCACCCUUACCCAAAAACCAUCCUCAUCCUCAUCCUCGUCUCCAUUCACUUUUGACCCCAAAAAGAUUGCCAAAUUGAAUGCCAAGGACUCUGACGACUCUGACGAUGAUGUCCCCAUCAAAGGACCAACAUUCAACUUCAAUAAGCCUAUUCAAGAUAGCGUAUUCAAGCUUAAGGGUGCAACAGAUUCAGGAAACAAUGCGUCCUCAGAAACAAACAAGCCCGCACUGCUGUUCACAUUCGGUCAACAAUCAACGCCUUCCACCACUGGAUCAGCGCCUACCUCAGGCUUCAACUUUGGAGCAAAACCAGUAGAAAAUUCUACAAAUGUACAAAGCACCUCCUCAACAAACACAAGCGGACCAUUCAACUUUGCAUCUAGUCAAGCAGCAUCUGGAACCACCCCCUUACAAAAACCAUCAUCCGCGUUCAGCUUUGGUGCAAACACAAAUCAAAACUCAACGUCUGCCACCACUGGUUCAGUCUUUUCCGGAUUUGGAGGAGACACUAACUCCUCCCCCAAACCAAGUUUCAACUUCGGAGCAAAGCAAGAAAAUCCACUGGUUGGAUCUGAAAAUGCAACCAAUGCCGUGUCUGGAGGAACAACAUCUGGAAUAAACAAGCAGAUCGAGCUGAACACAUCCAAAUCCCCAUUUCAAUUUGGGGCAAGUACAACCUCUGAGUCCAAAGGGUUUGGCACACCAUUCUCAAGCAACUUGUUUAACCAAAAUAAAAAAUCUACAGACGGCUCAGACUCUGGAAACAAACCGGUAUUUGCAUUUGGUCAAAAGACCGGCGCCUCUGCUACGACUCCAACAAAUAACCUUUUUGGAGGCACAAAACCAGAUACAGCUCCAGCCAGCAAUCCAUUUGGUGGAUUAGGUACUACUGGCUUUCAGUGGGGCCAGAAAAAAGAUACCGGCAAAGAGGAUGAGAAAGUCGAAGCUGACAAAGUAGAGGAGCAUGAAGUGGAGGGCAAUUUUACUCCAGUUGCACAGAUGAACGAAAAGAAGGAAGUACAUUCGGGAGAGGAAAACGAGGAAACCAAGUUCACGAUUAGGGCCAAGUUGAUGGAAUUCGAUUCUUCAAACACUUCCAAUCCAUACAUAAAUAAAGGACUAGGUGAACUAAAGGUUUUACGAAAUACAGAUACAUCAAAGUCGAGGAUAGUAAUCAGAGCAGACGGCAGUCUUCGUGUUUUAUUAAACACCUUGUUAUCCAAGGAUGUCUCAUACAGCUCUAUGGGGAAUGGGUCCUUAGUUCGGAUCCCCGUUUUCAGCAGCGACAACAAAAUUGAAACAUUUGUGGUCAAAGUCAAGACUGCCGAUGACGGUAAAGAGCUCUUGAAAACUAUCGAGGAAUUAAAAUCUUAA
Messenger RNA from Lodderomyces theae, 1914 nucleotides. RefSeq names its product nucleoporin. NCBI's taxonomy places the organism in Eukaryota, Fungi, Ascomycota, Pichiomycetes, Serinales, Debaryomycetaceae. The record is from RefSeq and is a predicted model, not a curated record. Gene Ontology annotation, cellular component: nuclear pore. Bases 1 to 1914 code for a protein of 637 amino acids. The transcript has a single exon. Gene Ontology annotation, biological process: intracellular transport.